Xiphias gladius (swordfish) is the source of this 2619-nucleotide messenger RNA. RefSeq names its product transmembrane protein 125. The record is from RefSeq and is a predicted model, not a curated record. The transcript is spliced from 2 exons. Lineage: Eukaryota; Metazoa; Chordata; Actinopteri; Istiophoriformes; Xiphiidae. The coding region runs from base 573 to 1271 and encodes 232 amino acids.
GUACGGAAUAGGAAUCGAGGCUUGCAGGCAAGCAGCGACCGGGGGUGUUGGGACUUUGUAGACCGCGUACACUGGUCGGGAUAUUGCGAUUAAAGACGAACAGAGCCGCACGGUGCAGAGUACGGGACCGAGUCGGAGCAGCUGAGCGCACAGGUGACUGCUGCAACUCUACAAAACCAAACCAGAAAUUCCAUGGGUGGUUGGAUUCCUUGCUUCGGAGUCUGAUGCAGUAAGGACAACGUGGACUCCUCUCUGUAUCAAGGCAGUGUGAGCCAAACUUCGUAUAUACAGAGCAGGGCAGAUCAAGCUACAUAAGACUGAGCUCAGUCAAGUGUCCUAGGACAUUUGGGGCAUUACAUGCAUUUCCUCUGUAAAUUUUUACCACCAACUCGAGCCACAUUUGAGAUUUUAAGGAUAAUACAAGGAGCAACUCCCCCUAAAACUUCUGGACUCUUGUGCUGGUCCUCAGACGCUGGUGGUAGCCAUUGGUAAAUGAAAUAAGGACUGAAAGAUACUUACCUGGAUUACGUGGUGGUGGCGUCCCUAUUCAGCAGGCUGGGAGUGGCAUUACGAUGCCUGAGCUGGAUAACUUUCCCCCCUUGAGGGGCGCCAGAGGCCCUGAGCUGGGCCUAAAUGGACCAGCAGACCCAGCUCAGAUUCAGCACAGCAUCCUGGAGGAGCAGGUGGAGCUGUGGUGGUUCAGAGAUCCUGGGAAAUCUCUGCUCUGCUACUGUGUGGCUGUACUUCUAAUCCUGGGCUGUGGGCUGGGAGGAGUCGGACUUCUCUCCACCACCACCAGCGUCUCAAGCGAAUGGCGGCUGGGAGCAGGCACGGCCCUCUGCCUGCUAGCCCUGGGAGUCCUGCUCAAACAACUGCUCAGCUCAGCUGUGCAGGAUAUGAAUUGCGUUCGAAGCCGACAGCGGAUUGACAUGCUAAAAAGCGGUGGUUUAUCGGACCUCCUCGUGGUUUUGAUUACCGGGCUGUCACUGUUGAUUUGUGGAGGGGUUCUACUACGUCUGGCCCUGGCUAACCACAUGCCGAAGCCUGGCCAAGCCCUUAAUGACAUGUACAUCUCCGGGGUGGUUUUGCUGGCUGGAGGGGGGGCUGCAGUUGUGGGUGUUGGGAUAUACUCUGUUGUGGUAAUUCUGCUUGAGAGGACAAGGCACGGACGAAGGUUGGUGGACCAGGUUUUGAAUAUCUUCACUGUUUCUGGACACAUGGACCGCCAUGCUCGCAGAGAGACUACCUCCAGUCUGGCUAACCUCAUAUGAGAUAUAACCACACUAUGACAGUGUAUUUUGGCCCCUCGCUCUUAAUGUCAGAACAUUCAGCUCCAGCUAAAUUAGCCCACACAUUACAAGAAAUAACAUUAAAACAAGAUUCAGUCCUUAUAUGCUUCAGCUUGGUCACCAGCUGUUCAGAGUUUGUAUGAGACAAAAUGAGUGGAAUUUGUAAUAUCUGCUUGGUGAAGAUGUUAUCGAUAAGCAGUCAAAUCGCAGUCACAGUGGGACGGAUGAAAAGAUUGAAGAGUGUCACACUGAAGAGGAAUUGAUUACUUCAUUGCAAUGCUCACAAUGCAGCCGAAAGUCUCUAUUCAGGGGGACAGCGGCGUGCAUUUUACGCGUGGGAUGUAUUUGAAGGUUCAAAUCAGCAAUUUUUUACGUGAUGUAAAUCAUACACCAUUUACAUGAGACUAAAUGCGAAAAGAUUGGUGCCUGUGGCAGCACGGCGGCGGCAGUGUUGGGUAUGCCGGUCACCAGCGCAAAAGCAUGCGAAACAGGAAGGAAAAGUUGAUAUGAUUGGUAUCUAGGGAGUCAAAUGAAAAGCACAUAUUUUAGCUGAAACACAUCUGAUGCUAAAGGGAGAAGUGUCGGUUCCAUAACAGACGUGACAUCUUUUGAUGUUAGUGGUAUCAGAUUAGGUUCAGCAGUAUGGAAUUAAAUCCAGAGUUCUGUGAUUUGAGCACAGCCUGCAAUGGCCUCAUUUGAUUUAAACGAAGCUCCCCCUCAAAUCCUCUCAGAUGAUCUGGAAACAGAAAGUUGUAAAAAGCCUACACAGAUGAAGGAACUCAAACUUAUCUUGUCGAAGGUGAUAUGAGGUAGUGGUUAAGGGAGCCAUUUACAAAUUAGUGUGUAUAAUGUAUCUGUUAUAAACAUGUAUCCUGUCAAAGUGCCCUUGGACCACACAUCUGAACACUACCUGCUCUAUGAUAGUAAGUUGUCACGGAUAAGAGCUCCAGCUGAAUGGCCGAAAUGUAAAUGGUGAUUAGAGAACGAGUGAAAGAUCAGACAACAUAAAUAUAAAAAAAAAAGUCAUCUUUUUAAAUUUUUCUUCAUUUGUUAUUCGUGUAUCACCCUCAGUCUGUCCAAGUUCACAUGAAGUUAUGAAAAUAUUCAGCCGAUGAGUUCUGACUGUGAGUAAAACUGAGAACGGUCGAUAGUUGAGGGGCUCAACAAGGCUAAACUGCGUCUAAUUUGAUUGACCUAUCCAGAUCUCAUCUCUUCUCUCGGUUUAAUAAUAAUUUACCAUGAUUGAUGCAGUAGGACUGUGGUGUUUGUGACAGAAACCUGACUGUAAUAUUUGGCUGCCUGUACAUAUGAGAAGAAAACAUGAUUGUUG